Molecule: messenger RNA, 466 nt
Organism: Ochotona princeps (American pika)
Lineage: Eukaryota; Metazoa; Chordata; Mammalia; Lagomorpha; Ochotonidae
Product: FXYD domain-containing ion transport regulator 4-like
Exons: 1
Coding region: 122-382 (86 amino acids)
Biological process (GO): potassium ion transmembrane transport; regulation of sodium ion transmembrane transporter activity
Cellular component (GO): membrane
Molecular function (GO): sodium channel regulator activity
Source: RefSeq, a predicted model, not a curated record
CAUUGCCCCAAGCAGCCUCUGUGGCUCAGCUUUCGCUCCAGUUGCUCCGGCUGCAGGCGCUGCCACCUCCUGCGGAGAGUGUGAAGCCGCAGACCCCAGCCCCCACCCUGCAAGCCCAGGCAUGGAACGAGGGAUCUGGGCCCUUCUCCUGGCACUAUCAAGCCUGCCUGCCUUGGAAGCCAAUGACCUGCAGGAUGAGGACAGUCCAUUUCACUAUGACUGGGAAAGCCUGCAGUUGGGCGGGAUGAUCAUCGUGGGGCUCCUGUGCAUCCUUGGCUUAGCCUUGGCCCUGAGUGGCAAGUGCAAGCGCAAAAGCAGUAACAGCCCCUUACCUGAGAAAGCCAAGCCACUCAUUACUCCAGGUUCCGCCCAAAACUGCUGACCACAGACUGCACCCCGGAUGCCACAGAAGAAGACCGCGCUGGAGGCCUCUUUCUCCUCUGGCACCUUUUGACAAUAAGGCUGC